CAACUUUUCCUGGCUUCAGCUCAGUUUCUGCUCUGCAGGAGAUGUUUGGCAAGCAUUGAAUUGGAGCAGCCUGAGCUGUUGGAUCCUCCUGUCACUUUUUGUCAUCAUGUGCUAUGUCAGACACCUGCCAGUGAUGGGUCACUAUCUAAGUGUUCAGAAACAGGAGAGGGAUAUAAGUGAACAUUUUUAAGCUGGAUGGAAACAGCAGCUUUAAUUUAUUCAACAUUUUGGCACAUGCCAGGGCAGCUCUGACAGCAUCCUCUGCCUUUUAGUGAUGCUGGGUAAGCACAUGAAUCUUCAGUCUCUUACUCAUUUUUCACCUGCAGACACCUAAGUGUGUUGCUUCCAGCAUCAGCUCUUGUCCCUGUAAAACCAACAGCCUGUCUCUGAGUCUUUUGCUUUGUAGUAAAUGAUAUUAUUUAUUUCGUAGUUUAGUGCACGUACAUUUCCCUCUUUCUCCCCUCCCUGUUUUGGAGAGCUGAGUGAUCUAAUAACUUGAAGGUGCACCAGGGGUGUAUUCCUCUACUCAAGAAUACAGUAUAGGAGAGAGGCAGAGUUGUCUCCUCGGGGCACACGUACAAACACCGUGUCCCUGAUGGUCCUAGCCGUGUUUGGCAGCGGUGCUGCCAUCGCCCUGGGAUGGCUCAGUGCCACAGCUGAAAGGGAAAAGAUGACAUGACAGCCAGUGGGGGUCUGAGCAGAGUGGUAGCUCGAAGCUAUUGCAACUUUAUUAAGGUGUGCCACCCUUAUUUAUAGGGUGGGAGGGGAAGGUUCCAGAGACCGGGGAGGAGCAUGGGACAGGCAGGAAUAUAGACCAAUCAGAAAGGAAAGGAGGGAAUAAGGAAAGAGUGGGAGCCAGUAGGGGAAACAUCUGCAAUGCAGCAGAUUAUAACCAAUCAGAAAAUAGGUAGUAAACAUGAAGGGAAAACUGUGAAAACAUUUGACGUAAACCGGGGUACAUUUAUAACUUUUGUUAACAAUUCUGUUCAGUCCUAGUCUGUAAAAUAGUCUCAAUCUUCAUAACUGAACACUGCUUAGAAUCCAUGUCCUCCUCUGUCACCGCUUCAGCUAUGGUCUCUCGCAGCUGCCUUCUCCACCUUGCAGACUUCUCCUUUUCCUCCUCCGUGCUCCCCGCAGCUCAGAGUUUCCAGCUCAGACUCAGUGCAAGGGUUGCCUGCACGUUUCUUGCUGCAUUCUGCUCGCACCUUUGGCUGCUGUGAGCUCCAUGUGGCUGCCUCGAGUAUGACCUCAUGCCUUAUCUGGUUCCCUGGUGACCCAGGUGCCCAGGCUCCGCUUUGGAACCCCACUGUUGCCCAAGGAACUCGGCAUUUGGGUGCUAGGUCUGGGGUCAUGGGGUGGUGGUGGGUGGCCCUGAUGCUGGUGCUGGUCCCCUGGCGCCCUAGAAAUGCUGGCCUGUGGCUGUGGGUGGCCCUGGUGCUCUGCCUCCCUGGGGUGCACUCCUGCCUGCUCUGCUUUGGGCCCCCCAAAAUGCGGGAACAGCUCUGCCGUGAGAUUACUGGGGCCUCUGCCAAGAACCCCAAAAAUAAAAAAUGCCAAGAGGACCUUGUUGAGGCUGCUAAACCACUUGCCUCUGUCGCUGUGGGGGCCGGGCAGCAUGACGAACUUCGAGACAUUGUCUUGGAUGCUCUGUAUUAUGUAGAGGAGCAAAAGAACAAGAAGCCCUUAAACAAGUCCCUGCAGGAAGCUGUCGACACAAUCUGGGUGAAGCUGAGCCGGAUGACAAAAGUUCCAGCCUGCGUCCCACCCUGUGGAUUCCAGCCAGAUGCCCGUGUCUUCCGGUGUGCUACCUGUCACUUUGCAGACUGCGAGUUUCCCCUGGACUGCCCAGUGCAGGACCUGCGGACCUACACGGACGAGACCAUCGUGCUGCUCUGUGACGUGCCCUUCUCCUUCCCCGGCAGCCUGCCCGUCACCUGGAUGUAUGUCCCAAAUCUGCGCACACAGGACAUUUCACUGUUCAAGGAGCUGAAGGGGAAUCCAGAGAACCCCUCCAGCCUGACCAUCGAGGAGCCCGCUCCAGGAACUGUUGCCUGUCGCCUGGGGGAAGUUUCCAAGCCCUUUGUCCGCAAGUUCUUCUACCUCAACGUGUCAGAGGGGAGCGUGGAGGAAGAGAGAGGGCUCCAGGCUGUGUUCAGUACUGUGCUGCACUGGCUCCACAACGAGACCCCCCUGGUUCCUGUACCAACAAUGGGGCUGGCACUGGGAGUUGCCUCCAUGGCGCUUGUGCUGCUGGUGGUGGCCCUGUGGCAAUGUGCCCGCUGGACAUCCCGCAGGCGUGAACAACAGGGAACCCCGGAGGAUUCCGGAUCCCCGGAUUCACCCUUGGGACCUUAACACAUGGAUUCAUCCCCGAGGACCAACAUUUCUGCAUUUGGUUUUCUUGUGCUGGUUGUGCAAAUGAGAACAGUCUAGAAACAUAAAUACAGAGUUCUGAGAAUCUGGAUUAUGCCGGUGGUAGAAAUCUGGGGUUCUUUGACUUGCAGACAGAAAAACUGGGUACCAGGCAGCAUUUUCCUUUUCAUGGGUGGACAUUCCAGCUGCAGUUGGAGCUGUAGAGCUAUCAGUGCUUGUGAUGAUGAUGGUGGAGGAGCCUGAGCUGUGGCCCCCAGGCUGCAGCCCAGCCUGUCCUGCCCCAGCAAGGACCUGCUGGGGUCCUUCUGCAGGUGUCCUCCAUUUCCCUCUGUGUGCACCCAGAUCUCCUCUGUUUCCCUCAUCAAAUACUCAGAUCUUUUCUGUUCUUUCUAGUGUCUGCUUGUGUCUCCCCUCUGGGCACACUCACAUCCCUCUUUUUCAUGACAAGUACCCUCAGAUUCCAUCCGUUACCCUCCACUGGUGAUCAAAUCCCACUGUCCAUUCUGUGGGUGUUCAGUUCCUAUGGGUUCCAUGAUGAUGUCCCUCCCAGCCCCUCUGUGCACCCUCAUUUCCCUCCACUUUCCCUCCAUGUACACUUAGGUCCCCUCCGUUCCCCUCAUGCUCAGAUUCCUGUUGCUUGCCCUCCAUCCACCCGGUUUCAUUCCAGUCCUGGGCAGACACUUGCUUUCCUCUGUAGCCAUCAUCCUGCAUGACCAGUCCCCCAAACCCAGUGCCCAGAGGCCACAGCUGUCUCAUCUGCUGUACAGAAAUCUUUCAAGGCCAUUCAGCUGCCUUCUUGCAGGUCAGGACUGUGGCCCACGGGUGAGUCAAGACUUCCUCUGCUUCCCUUAGAUGGAAACCCCUCUGCCUGUGUCCUGUGCUCCAGAAUGCACCAGCUGCUCCAAACACUGUCACACAACUCCCUGCAAGUCUUGGGGCCCCAUCCAGAGCUGGGCUUGACAGGAGCAGAUUAAACAAGAGCCCCUUGACCUGGCAGCACCUGCUGCAGUGGUGGGAGGCAGGGACAGCCCCGUGUUUGCUCUCCACCUGGUUGGUGACUGUGGCGUUCAAGUGUUUGUUCACUGAGCUACACUCUUCAAAGUUCCCAAAUAUGCUUGUUACCAGGGGAAAUUCCAUCCAAGUCACUAAGCACUCACAGAAGAGACCAUUCCAAGGAUUCUUGCUGGCAUGGGGAUUAUUUUCUUUGCAGCUCAGGGACCUGUGCACUCAGAACCACAGGCACCUCCACCUCAGCUGGUAUUUUCUGAGGGCACAAAGGAAACCAACCUGAUCUCCUCCUCCAGGAGAAAAGGGGGGCAGGACCCACUCAGCCCGCCCACUGCAGGAGGCACUACAAAUGCCUCUGUGCAACCGGCUGCUCCAGAGCUCUGUGCUCCAAGAGCAUUCCCACCUGGAGCCAUGGUAGCCCAGUGCCUUCUGCUCCUUGCUUCCCUGCUGCUUUUGGCUGCUCCAGGCCACUGUGUGCAUAUAGAAACCCUAAACAUCUUCAAGAAAUCUCCCUCCAAUGCUUCGGCGAGUGCUCUGAAGAAAACCAGUAGGUAGCAUCCCAUGGGCAUCUGGUGUGGUGUGCUUGUGUACAGCCAGCUCUGGGUGGGAAGAAGCCCUGAACCAUCCCUAACCCCGGCCCUGCUCUGGGAUGGAGGAUGGUGGAAAUGUACCUAGUGCAGGCUACAGUGUGUGUGUGUGUGUGUGUGUGCACUGUGCAGGCUGGGGGGGUGGCUGUGUCUGCUUGA
Messenger RNA from Lepidothrix coronata (blue-crowned manakin), 4127 nucleotides. Its product is annotated as fibrinogen-like protein 1-like protein. Bases 1243 to 2355 code for a protein of 370 amino acids. Gene Ontology annotation, biological process: fusion of sperm to egg plasma membrane involved in single fertilization. Lineage: Eukaryota; Metazoa; Chordata; Aves; Passeriformes; Pipridae. The record is from RefSeq and is a predicted model, not a curated record. The transcript has 10 exons.